UAAGUGAUAGUAUUAAUUAUUAAAUAUGCUGUUCAAAUAAUACUUAUAUUAUUAUUUUAUUAAUUCUUUUAGUUUCUUCUUUACUAAAAAGUUUCAUAAUUUAACUUAAUUUACCUACUUUAAAUUUUAAUGUCUCGUCUAAAAGGAUGGAAGUAUGUUGCAUUCCUAUCAGCUUUUGUUGGUGGCAUAGGAUUAGCAACUUACCCAAUCAUUAUUUAUCCAAUGACGCACAUUGAAGAUUAUAAAAAGUCACAAGAGCUGAAUCGUGCACAAUUAGAUCAAUCUAGAAUACAGCCUGAAGUUCCUGGGAAUAUGAAUAAAUGGACUGAUCCAUUUGAACGAAAGAAUAAUGACUGACAUUAUUGUAAACCAGAACAAUAAAUUUUUUUUUACAAUCAUGUGGAUGUAUUUUUAUCUGAGACUGAUAAAAAAAAAUGGUUAUAUGUUGGUGAAUAGAUGUUUUAUGUUUAACU
Molecule: messenger RNA, 473 nt
Organism: Rhopalosiphum maidis (corn leaf aphid)
Lineage: Eukaryota; Metazoa; Arthropoda; Insecta; Hemiptera; Aphididae
Product: small integral membrane protein 20
Exons: 3
Coding region: 130-357 (75 amino acids)
Biological process (GO): mitochondrial respiratory chain complex IV assembly
Cellular component (GO): mitochondrial inner membrane
Source: RefSeq, a predicted model, not a curated record